Messenger RNA from Diaporthe citri, 192 nucleotides. RefSeq lists its product as uncharacterized. The record is from RefSeq and is a predicted model, not a curated record. NCBI's taxonomy places the organism in Eukaryota, Fungi, Ascomycota, Sordariomycetes, Diaporthales, Diaporthaceae. The transcript is spliced from 2 exons. Bases 1 to 192 code for a protein of 63 amino acids.
AUGGCCUGCUGGGAGCAUACCCAGCCGCUGCUCAAGUAUCACACCAUCUCCCAGGGUCCAGCCAUCCACGUCUCCAUGUGGCCGCCGGUCGAUCCCACCACCGGUCCGCGGCACCCUGGACUAGGGAGCAUGACCAAGGAGGGCUGCCAGAAGCUUUCGCAGACUUUUGCGAUUGAGCCUGCGGCCCGUUAA